AUGGCCAUGGCUCGCUCUGCUUUCGUCUUGUUCAUGACCCUGGCUCUUGUCGCCGGCUCGGCUCUGGCUCAGCAGCAGCAGAACCAGAAUCAGGCUCAGGCUCCAACCCAGGCUAAGAACCAGGCUCAGGCUCCCUCGGCCACCCCAACCUCCUCUCCCACCCAACCGCCAACCUCCGCCAACGCCCAGUCACCAACCGCCAAGUCCCCAACCGCCAAGUCCCCAACCGCCACCCCACCAACCUCCACCCCACCCCCAGCUGCCAAGAUCCCAACCGCCACCCCCGCCGCCACUCCCUCGGCUUCCACCCAGGCGCCUCAGGCCUCCUCUCCUUCCUCCGCUCCAACCACCUCAUCCUCCGCCCCGACCACCUCCUCAUCCGCCCCCACCACAUCGACCUCCGCCCCCACCACCUCGACCUCCGCCCCCACCACCUCGACCUCCGCUCCAUCCUCCGACUCUCCAUCCGGAGGCUCUCCCCCGGCACCACCCACUUCCUCGACAUCGGCUUCCAGUCCGGCCACCGCCCCGGCGGGCGCCGCUACCACUCCGGCUGAGGCUCCGGCAUCGCCCUCUGGAGCAGUCAUGAACAGAGUCUAUGCUGCCGGAUCUGUGGCCGCGGCCGUCAUUGCAACGUCGUUUUUGGUCUAG
Molecule: messenger RNA, 651 nt
Organism: Prunus armeniaca (apricot)
Lineage: Eukaryota; Viridiplantae; Streptophyta; Magnoliopsida; Rosales; Rosaceae
Source: the annotation of a GenBank genome assembly